Neoarthrinium moseri is the source of this 1197-nucleotide messenger RNA. RefSeq lists its product as uncharacterized. NCBI's taxonomy places the organism in Eukaryota, Fungi, Ascomycota, Sordariomycetes, Amphisphaeriales, Apiosporaceae. Bases 1 to 1197 code for a protein of 398 amino acids. The record is from RefSeq and is a predicted model, not a curated record. Gene Ontology annotation, biological process: G1/S transition of mitotic cell cycle; peptidyl-serine dephosphorylation. Gene Ontology annotation, molecular function: protein serine/threonine phosphatase activity. The transcript has 4 exons. Gene Ontology annotation, cellular component: cytoplasm.
AUGCCGAGCUCCAAGGUUCCCAAGCCCGGCCCGGCCAAGCUGAUGCCCGGCGCCGGCCUCGACGAGUGGCUCGAGGAGGCCAAGCAGUGCCACUACCUGCCCGAGCCCGUCAUGAAGGAGCUGUGCGAGAAGGUCAAGGAGGUCCUCAUGGAGGAGAGCAACAUCCAGCCCGUCGUCACCCCCGUCACCAUCUGCGGCGACAUCCACGGCCAGUUCUAUGACCUGCUCGAGCUGUUUCGCGUCGCCGGCGGCAUGCCGGGCGAGACGGCCGUCGAGCCUCCCACCAGCGCCAAGCCCGUCAUCAGCGCCGAUAUGAUCGAGCCCCCGACCGAGAUCACCAACCCCAAGCUGCGCAAGAAGAUCAAGACCCGCCGGGACAGCAAGGGCGAGACCGAGGUCACCGAGGAGGAUGACGACGCCGCCACCGACGAACCCUCGACUUCGCGGACCGCCUCGCAGGAGGUUGUCCCGGGCGUCCAGAACGCCAAGAUGCGAUUUGUCUUCCUUGGUGACUUUGUCGACCGCGGAUACUUCAGCUUGGAGACAUUCACCCUCCUGAUGUGCUUGAAGGCCAAAUACCCCGACCAGAUCAUUCUCGUCCGCGGCAACCACGAGUCACGCCAGAUCACCCAGGUCUAUGGCUUCUACGAGGAGUGCCAGCAAAAGUACGGCAACGCCUCCGUCUGGAAAGCCUGCUGCCAGGUCUUCGACUUCUUGGUGCUGGCCGCCAUCGUCGAUGGCGAGGUUCUCUGCGUCCACGGCGGCCUCAGCCCCGAGAUCCGCACCAUUGAUCAGAUCCGCGUCGUCGCACGAGCCCAAGAGAUCCCCCACGAGGGAGCCUUCUGCGAUCUCGUCUGGAGUGACCCCGAAGACAUCGAUACCUGGGCCAUCAGUCCCCGUGGUGCCGGCUGGCUCUUUGGAGACAAGGUCGCCACCGAGUUCAACCACGUCAACGGCCUGAAGCUCAUUGCGCGUGCUCACCAGCUUGUCAAUGAAGGCUACAAGUUCCAUUUCCCCCAAAACUCUGUCGUGACGGUCUGGUCUGCCCCCAACUACUGCUACCGGUGUGGCAACGUCGCCUCCAUCAUGACGGUCGACAAGAACCUGGACCCCAAGUUCUCCAUUUUCUCUGCAGUCCCCGACGACAUGCGCCACGUGCCAGCCGGCCGACGUGGGCCCUCGGAUUAUUUCCUCUAG